Molecule: messenger RNA, 786 nt
Organism: Rotaria sp. Silwood1
Lineage: Eukaryota; Metazoa; Rotifera; Eurotatoria; Philodinida; Philodinidae
Source: the annotation of a GenBank genome assembly
AUGCGACUUUGGUUUAUUCUCAUUCUCAUCGUCAGUUUUGCUAACUCCAAUUGGGCAGGAUUUUUCAGUCGUAAAGAAAAUGAGGCUUGUAUACCAAUCGUCGAUGAUUAUACGACAUGUUGCUGCUGUCGAGCAUGGAAACACGCACGUUAUCUACCUUAUAUUCUUGUCGGUGCAUAUCGUAAUGAACAUAUUUGGGGAGAUGAGUCUUGCUCCAAUAAUCCAUGUCCAAGUCGUGGAUUAGAGCAUAUUGCUACUUUUCACUCCAGUGGAUAUCAACCACAGGCGCGUUGGACUGAUCUUCCAAAGCCAGAACCUCCAUUCGAUCCUAAACAGAAACUGAAACCUCAACCAACUUAUAUUGGAUUUCAUACUACCAAAGCUGAUUCAGCUGUCAAAAUUGCGAAAGGUGGCUUCUUGCCAAGCUCACAGGGUAUGAUAGGUCCCGGUGUAUAUUUUGCACGGUCAUUGGAAGCGACCAUCGGCAAAGUGGGUGCAGCAGGUGGUUUUGGUGCAUGGAUUAUAGCCGAAGUAAACAUGGGCAAGGUACUUGUCGUUCACCGACACUCCAGAGAUCAAGAUAUAGCCAGAACUGGUGAAUGGCACGCUGAAUAUGACACAUGUUAUUGUAUUCAUCCAGAUGACAACUUAGAUGAAUUCUGCAUUAAAGACCCGACAACACAGAUCGUCAGAUGGGUCACUGUCAUUGAAGAAAAUGAUGAUCCAAACGUGAAACAACUCGGACUCGAUAAUGAGUUCGAGUCUACUAAAUGUGGCUGUUUCUAA